UUACCGAUGAUAACCGAUGUUUUAAGCUUUUUCCUCCCCUCAGUCUUCUCGUUAUUUCUUUUCAGAAUAAUGUCUGAAGUAAACACGUCAAACAAAACUCCCUGGAAGUUAAAGCGUUACGGGAGAUUUUUACCAAAAGCCGCGAAUGUCGGGGGGAACUCUUCAUGGAAGGUGUUCGAGUCCAGUGAAAGCAAAGGCACGUUGGAGAUGACGGUCCUGGAAUCCGGUCAUCUGCUCAUCUCACAGGGUCAGGAGCUGUUGGAAGGCUUCUCUCUCCUGAACGCUCAGAGCUUUCUAAAAAUCCAGCAGAAAUCAGACAGCCUGCUGUUCUACUUCACACUGAAGGAAGAGAGUCGUAUGAUACGGGUGCAGUUUGAGGGCAGCAGCAGGACUGAAGCUGUAGAUUUAUGCAGGAAGGCGGUCGAGAGAUUGAAGGAAUAUCUGCCUGUAGGCACCCAGGAGCAGCCCGGCACUUCAUCUUCCACUCACACCACUGGAAUGUCUAACCAGCAACAGCAGGCUCCUGGAGCGGCACCGCAGGUGAUCCAUGACGUUAUCCAGGAAACUCUGUCCAUCAAGCAGCUUUCUCAGUAUUUUCUGGGCAUGAGUGGACUGUCCCUGCCUUUGGCAUAUCAUCAUUGCGCUGUCCCUACUGGUGAUAUGGAUGGUCUGUUGCGCCUGUGUUUGCUCGACUCUGGCUUCCCUGGCUUUGUAGAAGAUGUGGAGAAGAAGCUCAAAGCCUUGAUUUAAGAAUAAGAGAGUGAUGCAGCAACGCUUCAUUGGCCCGUCCAGCUUUCUCGCCUCUUCAUCUGUACAUUCUGCUCAAAUAAAUCAGGUUCCCAUGGUUCAGCUUUAAUCUUAAUAUCAUCUCAGUGUCAUCGCCAUGUCUUAGAUCGCUAACUAACCAAGCCGAGUCGCCUUUACUAAUAGAAUGGCUGCAUUGCAUUUUGGGACUAACAUUUUGAAACCAGUAUUAGGAAUUAUGUUGUACACUUUAAUCUAUCAGGCGAUUAAAUCAAUCAUUUGUUGGUCGGUUUAAUUUAUCGAGUCCUUGUUUCAGUUUUUGUUUAAGAAACAAUUU
Messenger RNA from Clarias gariepinus (North African catfish), 1081 nucleotides. It is a transcript of the gene rec114, whose product is annotated as REC114 meiotic recombination protein. The record is from RefSeq and is a predicted model, not a curated record. Lineage: Eukaryota; Metazoa; Chordata; Actinopteri; Siluriformes; Clariidae. The transcript has 7 exons. Bases 7 to 750 code for a protein of 247 amino acids.